This is a messenger RNA of Setaria italica (foxtail millet), 1032 nucleotides long. Its product is annotated as fasciclin-like arabinogalactan protein 14. The record is from RefSeq and is a predicted model, not a curated record. Bases 18 to 830 code for a protein of 270 amino acids. The transcript has a single exon. NCBI's taxonomy places the organism in Eukaryota, Viridiplantae, Streptophyta, Magnoliopsida, Poales, Poaceae. Gene Ontology annotation, cellular component: plasma membrane.
UGUACGUGCAUCGCGGCAUGGCGCCUAACCUCUCCUCUCUCGUCUUCCUCUUCCUCCUCCUGCCCGCGGCCGGCAAUGCCGCCGCCACCGCCGCGGCCACGCCGCCUUCCUCCGGAAACAACGCCUUCAACGUCACGGAGAUCCUCCGCCGGUACCCGGAGUUCAAGCUCUUCAACCUGCUCCUCUCCAAGACCCGCGUCGCGCGCGAGAUCAACAGCCGGAGCUCCGUCACCAUCCUCGUCCCGGACAACUCCGCCGUGGACUGGCUCCUCCGCCGGAGCACCAGGCUGGCGCGGACCUCGCUCGUGGAGCUCAUGUCCGUCCACGUCGUGCUCGACUACAUCGACGACGCGAAGCUGGCGGCGCUGCCCCGGGGCCAGCCCACCGUGGUCACCACGCUGUUCCAGACCACGGGCACCGCGCGGAACCGCACGGGGUUCCUGAACGUCACCGCGGCGCCCCGCGGCGGCGCCGCCUUCGUCUCGGCGGCGCCGGGGUCGCUGGUGAGCGCCACCUUCAAGAGGACCGUGACCGCCAAGCCGUACAACAUCUCGGUGCUCCAGAUCAGCAACUUCGUCGUGCCGCCGGGGAUCGUCACCAGGCCGCUGCCGCCGCCGGCGCCGAGGAUGAGGCAGAUGGCGAUCGCGCCGAGCCCUGCACCAACGGCGCCCCGGCUACCGCCGCCGACGCUACCGGCCUCAGGAGGCGACACCAGCGAGGCUCCGGACGCUGCUGAAGCGCCGGCGCCGUCGCGGGGCCAUGUGGCGAAGGUGACGAGUUGGUGGAUUGGUGCGGCCGCGGGGAUCGUAUGCAUGAUCGGGUUCUUGUAGGUUAAUUGCAACGGAUCGGAUUCAAUAUGCAUGUGAUUUUGAACACCCUAGCUAAUUCCUAUAGCUGCCUUGUUUCUAUUUUCGUUUUCUUAUGCCUGUCGAACAUGUGAUCGUAUGCAUGUGAUUUUCGUUUUGAACACUUUGGGCGGUACCGUGACGGUAGUGCCACUGAGCCAACGAACUCGGCACGGGAUAAACGGGG